UUCACCGCCUGCCAUCCUCAAGUUAGCAUCCCCGUUAUAGGAUAACCAAGCCGUUUGCUGACAGGUUAUCUAGCCGUUUUCUCUACCAAUGCCAGCGCAGCUUGCACCUCCAUUGCGCGUACGUAACGCUCGCAUGACCUCAAAUCCCCGUGCGCACGUCGAUCCCGUUUUUCUAUCCGUAUCUGUCGCCCGGACCUCGAGUCGCCACAGGCGUCGCAAGGCGUCGCGAGGCACGCCAUGAUCCGCUCUCUCCUCCCCAUAAUCGUCCCUCCCAGCGCCGCACCCUCCCUCAAGCAUUCCUGAUCCCCUGUUUCGCGUGAUCCAACCUCCCCGAACGCCGUCGCGAUCCCCUGUCGCGUCCGUUGCCCUGCCGGCCGGCCGGAAAAUAUCCACCCACUCCCAACGCAAUGCAGUCUGCCUGUUCGCUUAACGAGCCGUGCGAUAGCGCGGCCGUUUUGUUAGCUAAGCGAGGGGAUAAUCAUAACACCCUAGCAGCCGUCGUACCGGAUUCGGCAUGCCUGAAUCUGACCGACGGCUCGGGCGUGGAUAGCAGCGGCAAUGCGAACUCUCCUCGACAGCACCUUUUCCCGCAGAAACAGCAGCAGCAACAGCAGCAGCAACAGCAGCAACAACAGCAGCAGCAAGAGCAAGAGCAACGACACCGAGAGCAACGGCGACAGCAGGAGCAAUUACGAGGAGAGGACAAGAGCGGUGGCUCCGCCUUCCCUAAUGUGCCACCGCAUCUUAAGCAACCAAUAUCUCCCUUCCCCUUUCCCAGGGGACUAUCCACUCCUACUGUUAUUUCGUCAUCCUCCUCCACCUCCUCCUCCCUCUUUUCAACCACAGCCGUACCCGUGUCAUCUUCCCCGCCCGUACUGUCUUCCCCGUCCGUGUCAUCUUCCAAGCCCGUGUCAUCUUCCAAGCCCGUGUCAUCUUCCCCGCCCGUGUCAUCUUCCCCGCCCGUGUCAACCCCCAUUCCGCCGCCCCUUGCGCUCGCAUUCCCCCCGCCCAGCUCCACCGCGGCGCAGGAGCGAUUGGCUGCCGUGAUUCGCGGGCAGGGCCACCACCAACGCCACCGCUCGUGGUCGCUCUUGUCGCACGACGCAUCCGCGGGUGACUGGGGGGGGAGCGGGGGUGCCGGAGGGACCGGGGGAAGCGGGGGAAGAGGGGGAGGCGUUUCCGCCACGUGCGCACAUAAAGGGGGGCUUUUCCGCCGCAGCAGCAGCAAUUCCGAGGUGUCGGGGGAAGAAGGCGGAAUGGGGGGGAACGGGGGAGGCGGAGAGGUGGAGAGUGAUUGUGAUGGGGGGAAAGGGGGUGGGGCAGUUGCGGUUGGGGGAGUACAGAGGGGGCAUUUCCGGACGCAUAGCCUAGGACAGGGUCUAGGGUUCUUGAAGGGUGGCGGGGGAAGCAGCAGCAGCAGCAGCAGCAGCACGACCACCCCCACCACCACUGCCGCGGCCACUACCACCUCAACCACCACCCCCACCACGACUGCCAACACUACCACAAGCUGCAGCAGCAGCAGCAGCAGCACCACCACCACCACCAUCCCCCCCAGCAGCAGCAGCAGCCGCAGCACCACCACCACAACCACCACCCCCAACUUCAGCAGCUGCAGCAGCAGCACCAUCACCACCAUCCCCACCAACAGCAUCAGCAGCAGCAGCACCCCCCCCAACAGCAGCAGCAAUGAUGCUGGGCGGAGGAAAGGCAGCCCCCGAGUCCCCAGCAGCUGCAGCAUUGGUAGCACCAGCAGCAACCAGUCGAGCAGUGCUGCUCCUGCCUGUACCAGCAGCAGCAGCAGCAGCAACAGUAGAUUUGGCAGUAUCAGUGGCCCACUCACAAGUAGUAGGCGCAGUAGGAGCAUGUUCAGGAGCAAAAGCAUCAGUGGCAACAACAACAGAACUGACGACAGCAGUAGCAGCAGCAGCAGCAGCAGCAGCAGCAGCAUGGGCUUCAGGAGAAGCAGCAGCAGCUCCAGCACAGGAGCAGCAGCAGCAGCCGGAGGCGGAGGAGGAGCAGCAGCCGCAGCAGCAGCAGCGAGUGCCGGGCGCCGGCUGCUCAGAGUGAUAUCCUCUGUGUCGGCAUCUGUGUCUGUGUCAGUGUCUCUGCGCAAGGGGCUGGGUCUGCCGUGGCCCAGUGGCAGAAUGGCAGCAGAGCCUAAGCUGAUGAGACAAAGGUCUCUCCCUGGCGUCACCCGCAGAGUGAUCUGUGUCCCUGCCCGCCCCAAACGCCCAUCACCACCUGCUGCUGCUGGUGCUGCUGCUGGUGCUGCAGGUGCUGCUGCUGCUGCUGCUGCUGAUUCCAUGGGGUGUGCGGUUGCUGAUUGGGGUAUGAGCAUCAGUGAUUCUGCAGAUUCCUGCAUAGUCACGUCUGGUAUUGGUGCGAGUCCCUUGAGCGGCCACCACCACUCCCACGCCUAUUCACAUGGCGGCGCAAACCCUGCAGCAGCAAUGGCUGCAGCAGCAGGAGCAGGAGCAGCAGGGUCAGCAGGAGAAGUAGCUGCUGCAGCAGCAGCAGCAGCAGCAGCAGGAGCAGCAGGAGCAGGAGCAGGAGCAGGAGCGAUGCAGCGGUUUCACCUGGGGGCAGUGGUGGGGGUGGGCAGCUAUGGCAUGGUGUAUGAGUGUGUGGAUGAAGACACGGGGAUAACCUACGCUGUCAAGGUGCUGCGCCAGGCUCCUCUACACGCUCCUGCAAGCAUGGGCAUGGGCAUGGGCAUGGGUAUGGGCAUGGGCAUGGGUAUGGGCAUGGGUAUGGGUAUUGGAGCAGCAUGGGGUUCGUUGCGCCGCCUCAUCACGUCCAGUCUAGCUGCUGGUAGCAGCGGUGGCACGGGCACUGCUUCGAUUAAUGCUGGUGGGGGUUGUGUGGGCGGUGGGGGGGGGAGUGGCGGUGCUGCAACAGGUGAGAGUGUUGAAACUGGAGAGUCUACUGCUGAGGGUGCUGCUGCUGCUGCUGGUGUUGCUGGUGCUGCUGGUGCGUCUGCUGCUUCUGCUGCUGCAGGAGGGUCCAGAAUAGCAAGUGGCAGCAGCAGCAGCCACAGCAGCAGCAGCAACCUUCUCCGGGACAAGGUUCGCCGUGAAGUCGAGUUCCUGCGUCUCCUGCAAUCCCACCCGCACAUCGUGCACCUGCACUGCGCGCACCAGGACCGGGCAGCGGCCUACGUCUUCACCGAGUACUGCUUCGAGGGGGACCUGCACCAGAAGAUCGCCACGCAGGGCCCGCUCCCGGAGCGAGACGCCGCCGAGAUUUUCGCACAGCUGGCCUCGGCGCUGGCGUUCUGCCAUGCGAGGGGCGUGGCGCAUCGGGAUGUGAAGCUGGAGAAUGUGCUCGUGGCCGGGUGCCCUCCGGAGUUCUCCAUGUUUGCUGUGCCCUCUCCUGCUGCUGCUGCUGCUGCUGGGGCUGCUGCUGGUGCUGCUGCUGCUCUCUCUGCUGUGGUGGAUGAUCAGCCGUGGGGAGAAGGCAGAGGGGAGAGAGAUGGAGGGGAGAGGAGAGAAGGCGGAGGGGGGAGAGAACGAGGAGAGGGGAGAGAAGGCGAAGGAGGAGGAGGGGGAGAGGGAAGAGGAGAAUGGGCGAUGGGCAAUGACACAAAGAGGGGCCACCACUAUCCUGCAGCUGCCAGCGCGUCUUCCAGCAAUGCUGCGGCUGCUGCGGCGGCUACUGUUGCCGCUACUGCUGCUGCUGAUACCCCCUUCAGGGACGCUCCUGCUAGUGGUGAUAACCCCAGUGCCAGUGCUACUGCCACGGCUGGCGCAUCGACCUGUGAAGAGAAUACUCGUUCCACUCCCGCCCAGAGAUCUCCGUGGAACGAUCUAGAGGCAGCUUGCAGCAGCAGCUGUUUGUAAGGAUGGGCGCAGAACCAGCAGCACUGCCCCCAGCAGCGCUGGCCCCAGCAGCACUGGCCCCAGCAGCACUGGAACCGGGAGCAGCAACGUCCCC
Molecule: messenger RNA, 3936 nt
Organism: Closterium sp. NIES-67
Lineage: Eukaryota; Viridiplantae; Streptophyta; Zygnematophyceae; Desmidiales; Closteriaceae
Source: the annotation of a GenBank genome assembly